This is a messenger RNA of Plasmodium fragile, 273 nucleotides long. RefSeq lists its product as uncharacterized. Gene Ontology annotation, biological process: rRNA processing. The record is from RefSeq and is a predicted model, not a curated record. Gene Ontology annotation, molecular function: snoRNA binding. NCBI's taxonomy places the organism in Eukaryota, Apicomplexa, Aconoidasida, Haemosporida, Plasmodiidae. The transcript is spliced from 2 exons. Gene Ontology annotation, cellular component: preribosome, small subunit precursor; nucleolus; cytoplasm. The coding region runs from base 1 to 273 and encodes 90 amino acids.
AUGAGCAUCUCGAUAAAUUCAGUAACACAAUGUUUGCCGGAAAUUUUUACCUUUCCUUGGAAUUCAAACAUUUCCCACUUUUUGUGUCUUUUUUUUAAUAAAAAGUAUGGAUUCUCCAAAGAGUUUAUUGAAAAGUGUGUGGACUACUUCGUCUCAUUUUUGAACUAUCCCGACGUGUUAACAGUGAACUGGUACACGUCGCUGCUGCUGCUGGUGCAGAAUUAUAGAGGUAAGUGUGCGAGUAGUGUGUCAUUGCGUAGAGUGGCUUUUUAG